AUGCCCCUGCUCUCCAGCCUUUCCCUUCUGUGUCCUCAAGGAGAAGUUUGCACCGCGCUCAACAACAAGUACAGCGAGUUCGUGCCCAGCGCGCGCCGCGCCGAGGAGCUGUCGGGGCGCGUGGCCGCGCUGAGCGGGGACAUGGAGCUGCUGCGGGCACGCGUGGACUGCGAGGUCCACAAGAUCUGAAAUGUUGCUGUUGCUGAGUUUGCUGAGUUGAAGCAGCAGCUGGAGCAAGACACCCUGGUCCUGAGCAUCCUGAAAAAGCUACAGGAGUUUGACACAGCUGUUAAGGAGUACAACACUGCCCUGCUGGAAAAGAAGUAUGUUGCAGCAGCUCAGCAACUGGAAAAGGCACGGGGCAGCCUGAAGGUGCUGGGAUCCCGCAGGGGCUUUGAGCUGAAGAUCCUGAAGGCCCUGAACACAGAGCUCACUGUGCAGACACAGAACAUGCUCUACCACCUGGGGGAGGAGUGGCAGAAACUGGCUGUGUGGAAGCUGCCUCCUUCCAAAGAAAGCAGCAGCCUGGAGACAGUGACACAGUCUGAGCUGCACCUACACACGGUGCCACCAAAAGAGAAGGUUUCUGGCCCACCUGUUGCUGCUGUGCUGCAGGCAUUUGCUGUCCUGGGAGAACUGCACACCAAGCUUAAAAUUUUUGGUCAAUUGCUGCUGAAGUACAUUCUCAAGCCACUGAUUUCAUACCCAUCCCUUCAGCCCCUCACAGAGGAGCAGCCAGAUGUGUUGAUCCUGCGUUUCAAGUCCGAGGAGCCUGCCUGGGAUCAUUCCUCUCCCAUGGAGGUUUUUGACAAAAUCAAGCUUGUUUUUGAAUUUCUCCACAAAUAUCUGUUGAAUGUGCCUCUGGAGCAGCCUGCACAAGACAAGGAGGAUUGCAGCAAGGUCACACUGGCAGAACUGCUGGGUGAGCUGAUCUGGGAAGAGCUGUCAGACUGCCUCAUUCACAACUGCCUGGUGAACUCAAUCCCAACCAACAGCAGCAAACUAGAGCAGUAUAUAGAGGUGAUUAAAUCCACAGAGGAGUUUGAAAAAGCCUUGAAGAACAUGCAGUUUUUGAAAGGGGACACGACUGAUCUGCUGAAAUACGCCCGCAAUGUCAACUCCCACUUUGCAAACAAGAAGUGCCAGGAUGUGAUUGUGGCAGCCAGAAACCUGAUGACCUCAGAAAUACACAACACUGUAAAGAUCUCACCUGACUCCUCUGUAGCCCUGCCAAAGCUUCCUGAUCCUGGGGCAGAUCACUCACAGAUGCAAAAGUCUCCUCAGCUUCUGCACAACGAGACAGGGAAUUUGGAGAACGAGACCAAACUGAGCCAGUUCACCUUCUCCCUGCCCACCUGCCGCAUCAGCGCGUCCGUGGAGAAGCUGAUGGAGUUGGCUUAUCAGACACUGCUGGAGGCCACAGCCAGCACUGAUCAGUGCUGCGUGCAGCUCUUCUACUCUGUGCGGAAUAUAUUCCAGCUGUUCUAUGAUGUAGUGCCAACAUACCACAAGGAGAACCUGCAGAAGCUGCCCCAGCUGGCAGCCAUCCACCACAACAACUGCAUGUACAUUGCUCACCACCUGCUCACCCUGGGACACCAGUUCCGCUACCGCCUGACCAGCAUCCUGUGUGAUGGAGCUGCCACCUUUGUCGACCUGGUGCCUGGGUUUAGGAGACUUGGGAUGGAGUGUUUUCUGGCCCAGAUGCGGGUGCAGAAAGGAGAGAUCCUGGAGAGGUUGUCAAGUGCAAGGAAUUUCUCUAACAUGGAUGAUGAGGAAAAUUACAGUGCAGCAAACAAAGCAAUAAGGCAGGUAUUGCAUCAGCUGAAAAGAUUGGGAAAAGUCUGGCAAGAUGUGCUGCCUGUGAACGUGUACUGCAAGGCCAUGGGGACUCUACUGAACACAGCUCUGGCAGAGAUUGUCACCAGGAUUGUUGCCCUAGAGGACAUCUCCACAGAAGAUGCAGAUCGCCUGCACUCCCUCUGCAGGACCAUGGUGGAGGAAGGACCCCAAGUUUUCACCCCACUACUGGAAGACAAGAAAAAUAAGAAGUACCAGGAGGAAGUUCCAGUCUACGUGCAGAAGUGGAUGACAUUCAAAGAGCUGAUGAUCAUCUUGCAAGCCAACCUCCAAGAAAUAGUAGACCAGUGGGCAGAUGGGAAGGGGCCUCUUGCAGCUGAAUUCUCUGCAGCUGAAGUGAAGAGUCUGAUCCGAGCCCUGUUCCAGAACACAGACAGGAGAGCAGCAGCACUGGCCAAAAUCAAGUAA
Messenger RNA from Chaetura pelagica (chimney swift), 2268 nucleotides. RefSeq names its product zw10 kinetochore protein (gene ZW10). The transcript is spliced from 16 exons. Gene Ontology annotation, cellular component: RZZ complex; nucleus; chromosome, centromeric region. The record is from RefSeq and is a predicted model, not a curated record. Lineage: Eukaryota; Metazoa; Chordata; Aves; Apodiformes; Apodidae. Gene Ontology annotation, biological process: mitotic cell cycle; mitotic spindle assembly checkpoint signaling; endoplasmic reticulum to Golgi vesicle-mediated transport.